Hibiscus syriacus is the source of this 365-nucleotide messenger RNA. RefSeq names its product receptor kinase-like protein Xa21. The coding region runs from base 1 to 357 and encodes 118 amino acids. The transcript has a single exon. The record is from RefSeq and is a predicted model, not a curated record. Lineage: Eukaryota; Viridiplantae; Streptophyta; Magnoliopsida; Malvales; Malvaceae.
AUGGGUUUUCCGACAUCCCCCGAAGGGGACAUUUACAGCUAUGGGAUUAUCGUCUUGGAGAUGAUCACCGGAAAGAGACCGACAGAUGAUCUGUUCGACGAUGGGAUAAGCCUUCAUAGUUUAUGUAAGAAGGCAUUGCCUGAACAAUUGGAGGAGAUUUUAGAUUCUCGAUUGCUUGAACAAAUCAACGAGGAAAGUCAGAAAACAAGAGAUCAGAACAUGUUGGACUGUUUGGUUUGGUUCACUAAGGUCGGAGUUGCAUGCUCUGUUGAAGUUCCUGACAAGAGAAUGAAGAUUGAGGAUGUUGUCACUGAAUUGCAUGCAAUUAAGGCAACACUGCAUCAAAUCCAGGUUUAAUUUAGUGU